This is a messenger RNA of Condylura cristata (star-nosed mole), 2432 nucleotides long. RefSeq names its product KIAA1191 ortholog. The transcript is spliced from 9 exons. Lineage: Eukaryota; Metazoa; Chordata; Mammalia; Eulipotyphla; Talpidae. The coding region runs from base 356 to 1288 and encodes 310 amino acids. The record is from RefSeq and is a predicted model, not a curated record. Gene Ontology annotation, cellular component: cytoplasm.
UGCCGGCAGGUCCGGCAGCCAGUGUUCCUGGCCCGUGUUUAGGGUUCCUGGUGUCUCUGGGCACAGCGUCGCUCUAGCCAUGGCUUGGAUUCUGACUGCAUCACAGCAUCACGAAAGGCGUGCGUCCUCGGAACCUCUUUAGUUUCGGAAACCAGCCGCAGGCACCUUCGCGUCGGCGGAACAGAACUCUGGAAUGGAUGGACUCUACCCGGGCUGCUUUGCUAAUUUGCAUCAGCUGGACAAUGUUCCUCAUUAAUAUCUGUCUGUCAGCAUAAACGUCACAUCAUUUCACUCUGGUGGCAGGGACUCAGCUCUGAAUUCUAUAUAGGAAAAGCAUCUGGAUUCCAGUCUUUCAAUGGCUUCAAGACAACCAGAAGUGCCUGGUAAAAAUUCUUUUGCUCUUGAGCCUAACGGGCCUCUAGGCAAGAUGUCCCUGCCCAUCGGGAUGCACCGCCGGGCAUUCAGCUAUGAUGAUGCCCUGGAGGACCCUACACCCAUGACUCCUCCUCCAUCGGACAUGGGCAGCAUCGCCUGGAAGCCUGUGAUUCCAGAGCGCAAGUAUCAGGACCUCGCCAAGGUGGAGGAAGGAGAAGCCAGCGUCUCCUCACCUGCCAUGACCCUGUCAUCGGCCACUGGUAGUGUGGACAAGGUCCCUGUGGUGAAGGCUAAAGCUACCCACGUCAUCAUGAAUUCUCUGAUCACAAAACAGACCCAGGAGAGUAUUCAACGUUUUGAGCAACAGGCAGGGCUGAGAGAUGCUGGCUACACACCCCACAAGGGCCUUACCACCGAGGAGAACAAGUACCUUCGCAUGGCAGAAGCACUCCACAAACUAAAGCUACAGAGUGGAGAGGUGACAAAAGAUGAGAAGCAGUCUGCCUCGGCCCAGUCCACGCCAAGCAGCACCCCCCAGUCUUCUCCGCGGCAGAAGUCCAGAGGCUGGUUCACUUCUGGCUCCUCCACAGCAUUACCUGGCUCAAAUCCUAGCACCAUGGAUUCUGGAAGUGGGGAUAAGGACAGAAACUUGGCAGACAAAUGGAACCUCUUUGGACCGAGGUCCCUCCAGAAGUCUGAUUCAGGAGGUUUUGCCACUCAGGCCUAUAAAGGAGCCCAGAAACCUUCUCCAAUGGAACUGAUGCGAGUCCAGGCCACCCGGAUGGCAGACGACCCAGCAGCCUUCAAGCCACCCAAAAUGGACAUCCCAGUGACAGAAGCGAAGAAACAACUGCCAAGGACCCAUAAUCUCAAACCCCGUGACUUGAAUGUGCUCACACCCACUGGCUUUUAGAACUUUCUAUUCAGGGACUCUGGAGAGAAGGUGUCUUGCACCUGACUCCCCUAUCUACCUUAGCUCUGACAUAGGAAAAGUUUAUUAUUUUUAAAAAUCUCUCAAACUGAGGCUAGAGCUGGAGACAUAAUUGUGUUUGAGAAACAUUAGCGCAAAGCUUGCCCUUCUGUGGAAGAAGCCAUUUUGUACUCUUUGAAAUUAGAUUAAGUAAUCUCAGCGGUGACGUGGGGGACCUCAUCACCUAUUUUGAUAUCAUCUGAUCUGGGCAAGCACUUUGAUAGAGUCCAAGGUAAAUAACGCUUAUGUUGAUCUGAGACCACGGCUUCCUGAUUCCUUUUCCACUGCCAUUGUGCCCAUGCGCAAAUCAUGGAGUCGAAGGGUGUUCACUGGUUUGGACGGCUCUGGACUCUGCUGGCACUGUGCUCCAGCCUGGUCACUUAGGGGCACCUACAAGGUGUUUGAGAUCUGGUACAGCUCUUCCUGUGCCAGAACUGGAGUCUCCAUGUUUGCUGUAAACCUUAUGGACCACUUUGUCCUACAGCUGGUUCUUAACGUGGUUCUUCUUGGGCCAGUACUGUUUUAUGUGUCAUAGAACAAACACUAGUCUUGCGUAUCAACUUGGUUGCACUUUAAAGUGAGAUUAAUUUAACUACGAUUUGUUUGAAAACUUCAUUCCAGAGAAAAUUCAGUCUGUUGGUUUGGUAAAUAUGAGUGGAUGUUAAAUUCUUUAAAUGAAGGUGGUAACUAGUUAGGUUAUAGGCUUGAGGCUCAUGUGAAACUGCCGUCACCUUGUUUGAAUUUCCUUGUUCAGGUCAGAGCCUGAAACUUUAUUCUGGGACGUAGAACAAUUAGAAAUAUUUCUACAUGAAAUCAUUUUUCUCCCAAGUGAGCCUCAUACCUUCAUUACUGAGGAAAGGAAAAGGGAAAAUGCCUUUUAUUUUGCUUCACUGUGGCCAUGCUCAGUGGACAUGGUAUCUCUAAUUCCUGCUGGGUUAUUUUGGGUAGUAUCAUGUAUGGAUAAAGAGCUGAGUUGACCUUUCCAUAGAGAGAGGCCCUGGAGUCUAAAGUGAUUAGAACGAUUAAUUUAUUUGUGUCUUCUGUUAUGCUUGUAUCACCUGUUUUGACAAUAAAAUUCCUUUCCUAC